AAGUGCCGUCGGCAGCCAGGGCCGGCUUCACUGCCAACAUGAAGCUCCUGUUGCUUUUCGGAUUAGUGGCUGUUGCCCUGGCUGAUGUCACUCGCUUCGAGGGAGAUAAAGUCUUCCGACUGAAGCCGAGCCUGGAUGCACAUGUGACCCUCAUCAAGGACCUGGCCCAGAACAUCGAGCUCGACUUCUGGAGCCCUGACAGCGAUGCUCUCGUGACCAUCGACAUUGAUGUUGACAUCCAUGUGCCUGCCAGGUACCUCGAUAUGGUCUAUACCACAUUGGCGCAGAGCGGCAUGGAGUAUGAGAUUCUCAUCCAGGAUGUUCAGUCUGCCGUUGAUGGCCAGGCUGACGGCGGUCCCUCUCCCAGAGCUCACAGCUACACCAAGUACAACACCUGGAGCGAAAUCGAGGCAUGGAUCAACUCCAUUGCCUCCUCCAACCCCUCCCUGGUCAGCAAACAGGUCAUUGGAAACACGUACGAGGGGCGUUCAAUGACUCUCCUUAAGCUCGGCAAGUCAUCCACCUCGACUAAACCCGCUAUCUUCAUGGACUGUGGUAUCCACGCCAGAGAGUGGAUCUCUCCUGCUUUCUGCCAGUGGUUUGUCAAGGAGGCCCUGGCUACCUACGGCAGUGAUUCAGAGAUGACCAACCUGCUCAACAACAUGGAUGUCUAUGUCCUGCCCGUCUUCAACGUCGACGGCUACGUGUUCACGCACACCAACAACAGGAUGUGGAGAAAGACUCGCUCCAAGAAAUCUGGGUCAUCUUGCAUCGGAGCCGAUCCCAACAGGAACUUUGACGCUGGCUGGUGCACCAUUGGAGCUUCCAGCAACCCCUGCAGCGACACCUUCUGUGGCCACACUCCCGAGUCGGAGAUCGAGGCGAAGAACGUCGCCGACUUCAUCCGCAAGAACAAGUCGGCCAUCAAGUCCUACAUCACCGUGCACUCAUACUCCCAGCUGCUGCUCUUCCCCUACUCCUACAGCUACAACCUGGCUGCAGACCACAGUGAGCUGAUGAGUGUUGCUCGGGGAGCCGCCGCUGCUCUGACUAGUCUGUACGGCACCCGCUACACCAGUGGACCAGGCGCCACAACUAUAUACCCUGCUGCAGGAGGCUCCGACGACUGGGCUUACGACCUGGGAAUCAAAUAUUCCUACACGUUUGAGCUGCGCGACACUGGUUAUUACGGCUUCCUGCUGCCCGAGUCUCAGAUCAAGCCCACGUGUGAGGAGACCAUGCUGGCCGUCAAGUACAUCGCCGCCUAUGUGCAGAAGAACCUCUAUUAGAAAGUCUGGCAGCCAUGGACCCCCGCCGGCAAGGCGCCACUGCAGCAGCCCCCCAGCCCUUACAACCUCUAACCAAUCUUCUCCUCCGUUUCCAUGGAUACGGCCGCCUCCCGCCAUGUUUUCUCGCUGCGUUUGACAGAUUGUCAAGACGAGUGCAAACAAUAAAAUCAAUGACCCAUCCCAA
Messenger RNA from Fundulus heteroclitus (mummichog), 1473 nucleotides. RefSeq names its product carboxypeptidase B1 (tissue) (gene cpb1). NCBI's taxonomy places the organism in Eukaryota, Metazoa, Chordata, Actinopteri, Cyprinodontiformes, Fundulidae. The record is from RefSeq and is a predicted model, not a curated record. Gene Ontology annotation, biological process: proteolysis. Gene Ontology annotation, molecular function: zinc ion binding; metallocarboxypeptidase activity. The coding region runs from base 39 to 1289 and encodes 416 amino acids. The transcript has 11 exons.